Molecule: messenger RNA, 1536 nt
Organism: Salmo salar (Atlantic salmon)
Lineage: Eukaryota; Metazoa; Chordata; Actinopteri; Salmoniformes; Salmonidae
Source: RefSeq, a predicted model, not a curated record
UCAGGUACCAGGGCAAAUGCAAUGCAUUUCCAGGCAUUCCUGUUGGAUGGACUGGUGAGGUGGAACGAGGACCGUGCGCAGACAGCAGUGGAGGGAAAGAACAGGCAGCCCCUGCUCUCCUACAGUGGCCACCUGCAGCACAUCCUUAACCUUAGCAGCCAAAAAGUGCUUGGCAAGGAACAGGGUAAGGACUACACCAAGCCUAGCAAGUACACGGGGGAACUCCUCGGAGUGGAGUACCUGUACUCGCAGACUGGCAGAGUGCUGCAGGAUGUCAGCGCGGACCCUGACCUUCCGGAAGAGGCAGCCGCCGUUGUGCAGCUCGACGAGGAGGACGAGGGCUUUCAGGAGGAUGUGGACCAGACAGUCCACAUCUCUCAUGUCACUCCCAUGAUCGCCCCGUCCUCCAGCUCAGCGGCACCUCUGUCAGGGGAACCCGCUGACACACUCAGGUCUGGGCCAUCCAGUCCCACCGCCCCUGAAGACGGAAGCUCUCCUGAGGCCCCUGAUCAACACGGUUCUCCUCACCCUGAACACUCCUCUGAUUCAGAGGGGGAGACUCAAGGCCCUGAUGCAAUGCCGGGCUACCAGCAUGUCCGCAGGCUUGCCAGGGCCUUGGUGGAGGUGAGGAGCCGUCAGGGGCUGUCGGACCGCAGGGUAGACGGUCUGGUGGCGCUGUGGCUGGCGCUGCCAGACUUUGACAAGCAACGUUUGAUCUACCCUGCCCGACACCAGGAGAGGAUCGUUCAAGGGCGGUUCAAGGCAUCGAAGGGGAAGUCGUCCAUUAUCCUAGGAAAAGACUCUCUCCAACGUUGCCUUCUCGGACUCAACUCGGGCCCUGCCAAUUGGCCGGGCACCAGCCGUUUGGUGGAGGCAAUUUGCAGUCAGCUCUGCCAAAUCCAUCCCAGCGCCACGCAGUCUGCCGGCGUCAAAAAGAGCAGGUGGGCGCUCAUUCUGGCUGACUACGUGGCCAUCAGGGAGGCAGUGCUGAACAGCCCGAGGUUGAUGGCCCAGACCAACCUUCAGCUCUUUGAGCUGAAUCAAAGGACCAUCAGUCAGUGGUACUCUCGGCGUCAGAAGGAGAGGGAGAGGAUGGUGCUGCAGCAGGGAUUGGGGCUCGCUGUUGCCCCCAGCGUCACCGCCCAGCCCCUCCCUGAAGCCAAGCCCCUCCACUACCAGCGGGAGGGAAUCCAGGCACCCUUCCCUUUCCCUACGCCGCCCCGGUCCCACGCCAGACCACCCAGCAAGGAGAGCCCGCCCAAGCGCCCAUUCAGCCAGCCCACCUGGAGCAACAACCCCCGCACUUCCCGGCCCCUCCCAAGCCCAAGGACAACAUACGGGCUGCUCUUCACCUCCUCCAGUGCCAAGGACAACGGCUUGGAGGAGGAAGAGGAUUGCGGACGACACAGACGGCGGGAGACGGGCCACAGCCGCUUCGGCGGCAUAGCGUUCUGCUCUGUGGCUGCGGGGGGUAAGACCGUGGCCCAGUGGCUGGCGGAAAUGAAGGACGCUGAGGGGCGAGGUGAAGGACACUGA